AUGGUUACUACUUCUGACCCUGAAGGCGGCACUCCCAAGCCUCCCAGCACAACCAAGGCCCGGAACAUCUACACCAAGCCCGAUUUUCUCACCGCGCCGUUUCUCAACGUCUACAAGCGACUGCCCGCGCACUUACCCUCAAGCCACGCACACAUCAUCAAGGUUGGCCCCCUCAGGGAGGACCUAUUCGAGGGCGAAGAACAAUACGAUCUCAAGAUCCAAGAUGCAGUGGCCACUCUGCUGUUCCAGAUCUCCAAGGACACCCUAGACACGUUUCUCAGCGGCGUCACUGAUUCUUUCAAGCUCGUUCAAUCGUUUGAGGGACGAUCCAAAAUGCAGCUCAUCAUCUGGAAGCAGGGAACUCAAGUUCUGAUUGGCCAGUUCAUCGAGUACGAGAAACAGGAUUGUCUAGAAUGGGACAAUCUCGUUCGUUGCACUAUCAACUACGACGGAUCUUGGGGUCUCUAUUCUGCCAGCUUCGGUAGGUACACUAGGCGAGAGCAUGAGCACGCAUGGUCUGAGACGUUCAUACGGACCGGUAUCAACCGAAAGUUGGUCGCUGGUGACGAGAAACAAAUGGCAGAGUAUGCAGGCCUCUUGAGCGAGUACAUCAUUGUCAAUGAGUGCUGGAGCGCUGGGUCGGGCUCCAAGUGGAACAUCGAGACCGCCAUGGCUGACUGAAGCAUCC
Alternaria rosae is the source of this 688-nucleotide messenger RNA. RefSeq lists its product as uncharacterized. The coding region runs from base 1 to 681 and encodes 226 amino acids. NCBI's taxonomy places the organism in Eukaryota, Fungi, Ascomycota, Dothideomycetes, Pleosporales, Pleosporaceae. The transcript is spliced from 2 exons. The record is from RefSeq and is a predicted model, not a curated record.